CAGCAAUUCAAGCCCAUUCUUGGGAACGAUACCCUUAUUUGCUUACGGCCUUCUUGCAUAUUGCAGUCGAGCAAUUCGAGUCUAUACAUAUUAUAAUCGAAGUUCUUUUCAUUCUAGAUACCUCGUGUACCGCAUCCACCAACACAGCAGCCAUGGACGAGCUUCUAGCCAAACACCGCAAGGAACAAAAAGACCUCCAAGCGAGAAUCACCCAGAAAAAGAAAUCCGCCACCAAGAAAACCCGCAAAGGCAUCAACGAUGAAUGCGACCGGAUGCAGCGAGAGCUCACGGAGCAACAACGGGCUCAGAUUGCGGGAUUUAACGGCGAGCCCGUAGAUGGCUUCGAGGACCUCAGUCUCGACAACAGCAAGAAUUCCGAUGACGAAGCGACGGACAAAGACCAAGUCGACAAUUCAUUAGUAGAUAUCCCCACAGAUAGCUCCUACGCCACGCCGACGACGACGACGACCUCAUCGCCCCCCAACAGCAGCACCCCGCAGGCCUCCGGACCACGUCCCAAGAAGCCGAAUCGUCAGAAGGCUCGUCUCGCGCGUCGGGCCGCCGAGCAAGCGGCCCAGUCGGCAAUUGCAGCGGAGGAGGCCGCGAACCAGACUGACCAUCGCGGCAACGAGAAGGAGGUCAUGGAUGCCGUUUUCAAACGCCUGCAGCUGAAGGAGAUUGAGAUCAACCCGGAUGGACACUGUCUGUACUCCGCUAUUGCGAGUCAAUUGGAUGAAAUGGGUCUGGGUCUCAAGCCGGAUCCAAAGCGCAUGAUUCUCCAGGGUCCCACUUCGUCGCGUGUGGAAACGGUGACUUUCCCGAAGCAUGAUGGAUACAGAGCGGUCCGGGCGGUGGCGGCAGACUUUAUCGUCGAACACAAGGAUGACUUCGAGGCCUUCAUGGAGGAACCGCUCGAUCAGUAUACCAGGAAGAUCAAGUUGACGGCCGAAUGGGGUGGACAGCUUGAACUACAGGCGCUUGCCAGGGCAUACGGUGUUGAGAUCAAUGUUAUACAAGGCGAUGGAAGGAUCGAAAAGAUAGAGCCGGGCGAAGCGGAUGAGCUUGAUGACGAGGAGAGGAGCAAGCGGGUCAUCUGGCUGGCAUACUACAGGCAUACAUAUGGGCUCGGGGAGCAUUACAAUGCACUUUCAAAGCAGUCAUAGAGAAAAAAAAAGCAGAAGCGAGAGUCAAUUUGAGCGAACGAGACCAGUGGAUCCGUCAAGCGAUUGACUGAUUCAUGAUGAUGUGUAUCCAUCUCAAAGGACCAGUUUCGGGUCACGAGCAACCUAUCGAUGGCGCCAGAUGGAGACUCGAUCCUGAACCACCCCGUUCUCGUCUUUACCACCCUCAUGUGUUCUAGCAGGCUGCCAGUACGCAACGCGUUCGAGACCGUGCUCGCUUGGUUCGCGAAGGGGAUCCAUCUUGCAUCGACCCUGGGCGUCGUACGGGAUCUUUUCACCCGGGUGACUCAAAUGCUCCAUGUAGGCUUCCGAUGAGAGACCCCAAGGGGGACCUUGCUGCGCUGGAUCCUUGUGCCUUGGGAAUUCGAGGCAGAUCAGAUUGCCGCGCGGUGAAGGCGCCAGGAGCUGCGUGUGUCGCAGAGCCCAGUUUGGUCGCAUCGUCGGAUUCAGUGCGCA
Molecule: messenger RNA, 1637 nt
Organism: Aspergillus homomorphus CBS 101889
Lineage: Eukaryota; Fungi; Ascomycota; Eurotiomycetes; Eurotiales; Aspergillaceae
Product: deubiquitinase OTU2
Exons: 1
Coding region: 153-1163 (336 amino acids)
Biological process (GO): protein deubiquitination
Molecular function (GO): cysteine-type deubiquitinase activity
Source: RefSeq, a predicted model, not a curated record